UGUGAGGGAAACUGUGGAGGUGAAGACAGAGUCCAGACAGGGAGGCCAUGGUCCGGCAGGAGGUGCAGAGCUUAUGGAGAAAUCUCUUUAUGAACAGUUUGUGGGAGGAAUACAAAUGAAGCCUCGCCUUAGGUGGCAGCAGAAUCCAGAGCAACCACUGAACACCACAGAAGAAGAGAAGAAUACGGAAGUGCUGAGGAAGAAAGCUAUAAAUACACGCAGCGUGUCCAAGGACACCGACACCUCGUGAAAGAGAGCAGAGAGCAGAGAGCGGGAGAAACAGCGAGGAGCACAACUGCGUGUCACAGUUCAUCCGCUGAGAAGAGAAGUAUCCUGUGAAGCAGCAAUGGACCAGGCAAGGACUACAAUAUCCAAGUUUCUUAAUGGGGAGCCACACUCCUACACACGCUUCAACCUGACUCAGAACAUGGAAGGUGACACCAGCCAGGUGGAGAUGAAACUGUCCUCUGACAUGGAUGAGGAAGCUGGGGGAAAUGGAGUUGGAGACCAUCUCAAUCACAACUCACCCAACAAAACCCACGUGGCGCAAAAGUUUAGACGCUCACCCAAGAACCUCUGCUUCAUGGCCGCUGCAGCCCUCCUCAUCUUCAUCAUUGGGUACUUGAUUGGCUACCUGGUCCAACGUAAGAAGGACUUGACUCCCAGCUUUCCAGCCAGCUCCUUCCCUUCUCUAAAGGAAGCCGCUCCUGUGCCCUACGAGACAGGUGCUGCCCCCCUCAUGAACUGGGGUGAUGUCAAACGAAUCCUGGCUCAAAAACUCAGUGCAUCCAAUUUUGAAGAAGCCUUGAGUGGUUUUACCAGUGCCAGCCACCGAGCUGGUUCUCCUGGUGAUGAAGAGCUUAGGAACAAGGUGGUCAGUAAGUUUACAGAAUACAGAAUGCACCCCUGGACUGAUGUGCACCAUGUUAAGGUCCAGGAUGCCCCGACUUCUGGCUCCAACAGAUUUGUUUUCAAGGACGGGACCGAAGAGCGUCCAACAGGGUUCCUGUCCUACAGUGCCAAUGGAAUAGUACAGGGUGCUGUUGUGUAUGCACAUUAUGCAACGGAAGAAGACUUUAUGAUGCUGGCGAACAAGAACCUUAACACGAGUGGCAAAGUCCUGCUGGUCAGAGCUGGUAAAAUCAGUUAUGCUGCGAAGGUAGCCAAUGCUGCCAAAAUGAAUGCAUCUGCUGUGUUAAUCUACGCAGACCCCAUUGAUUACAGUUUUGGAGAGGACACUCAGCUCUUUGGACAUGUCCAUAUGGGUUCAGGGGAUCCCUACACCCCUGGCUUCCCCUCUUUCAACCACACCCAGUUCCCCCCUGUCCAGUCUUCAGGCCUGCCAAAAAUCUUGGCUCAAACCAUCACCCCAGCCAUGGCUACUUCAAUUCUAAGGCAGCUGGGGGGUCAGGAUCCACCGGCAGUCUGGGCAUGCUACAACAAACUAGGAGAUGAGACCGAUGGCAUUACUGUGGAGGUCAACAACGUUCUUGCUGAGAAAAAGAUAAAUAACAUCUUCGGUGUCAUCAAAGGCUUUGUGGAUGCAGAUCGGUAUGUGGUCAUUGGUGCACAGAGGGACGCAUGGGGUCCAGGAUUUGCUGCAUCGACCGUUGGCACCGGCGUCCUUGUUGAGCUGGCCCGUUCCAUCUCAGACAUGGUGAAAAAUGAUGGAUUCAAGCCGAGGAGGAGCAUUCUGUUCGCUAGCUUUAGUGCUGGAGAAUAUGGGAGUGUUGGCGCCACCGAGUGGUUGGAGGGUUAUAUGUCCACUCUGGGCAUGAGCGCUUUCUCCUACAUCAACCUGGACGGUAUCGUAACAGGUCGCAGUGGAUUUAAAGUAGCAGCCAGCCCCUUGAUGCACAACCUGAUUGGCAACAUGCUGAAACAGGUUACGGCUCCAAACAAGGAUGGCACUCUCGAUUCUCAGUUUUCAAAAGGCAACUGGGAAAAAAAUAUCUUGGAGCCUCUACAGAUGGAUAAUGCUGCAUAUCCCUUCCUCGCCUUUUCUGGCAUUCCCUCUCUCUCAUUCAGAUUCACCUCUGGUGACAAAGACUACCCAUUCUUUGGCACAAAGCUGGACACCCAAGACAAGCUGAACAUCGCCACCAACGGCGAUGUCCCUCAGCUGGCUGUAGCAGCGGCCCAGUUCGCAGGUCAAAUUGCGCUGAGGCUGGUCCACGAUCAUCUGUUGCAGAUGGACCUGAAGAAGUACAGCGACAGUAUACGUUUUCAGGUGGCUCAGAUCAGUGGGAGAUUCAGGUCCAUUAUGAGGAUGAAGCCCCAGCUGUUGCCCAAGUCCCUGACCGUACAGUGGUUGAUGUCAGCCGCCGGCUCCUUUACCCGUGCCAUGCAGAAACUGGGAAGAGACAUCGAGAACAGUGACCUGGAUAACAUUGAGAAGUGCCGCAUCCUCAAUGACCGCAUAAUGACGGUGGAAAGGAACUUCCUGUCACCCUACGUGUCCCCCACAGACAGUCCUUUCCGCCACAUCCUCCUGGGCUCCGGUGCGCACACUCUCCCAGCUCUGUACAACCACCUCAACAUCCUCGGGGCCGACAACCACGAGGCGGACGCCGACUUGUUUCAUACACAGUUUGCCCUGGCGACCUGGACCAUUCAGGGCUGUGCCAUCUCACUAGCAGGGGACAUCUGGGCCUUGGAAAAUGAGAUUUAAAAAAAAUAUGUUUAGAUCCCUCCUCCCUUCUUUAUGGUUUGCCCCUCUGCACAACUAGCAGUGUGAAAACCAGUAAGAUGUUACAAUUCAGUUACACAGCCUUUAAGUAAGUAUUCUUAGGAAUUGAUAAAAGUGGAGCAGUUUCUAAAUGGAUACCAUUUUAGUCAUCACCUUGGUAACGUUAUUUUCAACAUUACAGUGAUAAUCCGCCUAGUCUCCCUUCAAUUUUCCAUAAAGCCAAACGAAAUUAUAGAUCAGACUUCCGCUCUAACAUUACAGUUCAGUAGGUCAAUUAAUUUUUUUCCCCCACUUCGGAGACAUUUUUAUUUUAACAUGUGGUACUUACGUACCACAAUCUUCAGUACAUUGGUGCUAAUAACAGCUUCCUUUUUAAAUUCUCACAUUAUGUGGCAGUACUACUUACAUUGGUGCAUGUAGUGACACAUUUUCAGCACAGCAUCGGGUCAUAAUCACAUGAAUGACUGGGAUUACCAGCUUUUGAGGUUCAUGAAACAUAAAAGUUCAAUACAGUAAGCUAAGGAGUUUACAUUUGUUUAACAUAAUAUUUCCUAACUGCUGGUCUUUCCGCUGCUGUGGCCUCUCAUUCGAACCUGAGCUGUUUGUUUUUGUUGGUAGCUAUUAUUUCAUACUGUGCUGAAAUCUGCUACUUGGCUCAUAGUCAGAGGUCAAAAUUCAUAUAACAUAACGCUACACAGAAAACUCCCAGAAGAUCGGGACAAUCGGCUUUAGUUGCUGCCAGUUUUCUAAAAAGGAGCUGCAUUGAUCCUCUAAGUCCUCAUUCAUACGUUCCACCUGCCUUUUUUUUAUAUCAAAGAAAGCAAGCGAGAAGGUCUCCAACCACAUGGCACUGAAACAAAAAUCGUAUGUCUAUUUAUUGUGUUAUUUAUUUAUCAGUGGCAGGGAUCACUAUAAAUAUAUCUAUUUUUUUUAAUUGCCUUUUAUAAAAAAAAACGAAUUAUCGGAAGCAGUGUCUUCCAUAAUUAUGACGGUAAUACUGUCGAAAUGACAAAAGCAGCAUCUGCUAACAGAAGUGUUCAUGUUGACUGACGGCAGGUACUGCACACAACAUUCUGACACCUUGGAGAGAAGAGUCCGAUUUUCAAACAUAACUGACACCGGUUUGUUCACAGAUCACACAUGACAAGUAUUACCUCUGGACGUCCUGUCAGUGCUGCAUCUGUGGUACAUGUACACUUCUCGUCCUGACACCAUUAUCGGGAGCAGUGCCUUCCAUAACUAUGACAGUUGUACUGUUGAAAUGACGAAAGCAGUAUCUGCUAACAGAAGUGUUACAGACAGACUACACUGCACACAAACACAAUCUGACUCUUCUCAACGAACUUGUUCAGUUUGCAGAGACUUAAUGACUCUGGAUUGGUCAAACCCAGCUGAUCUCCCGUCAGUGCUUGAUCUUUGGUACAUGUACACUUCUUGUGCUGACAACCUUAUCGGGAGCAGUGUCUUCCAUAAUUAUGACGGUAAUACUGUCGAAAUGACAAAAGCAGCAUCUGCUAACAGAAGUGUUCAUGUUGACUGACGGCCGGUACUGCCGACGACAGCGUUCUGACUCCUGUUUGUAGAGAAGAGACCGAUUUUCGAACAUAACCGACACUGAUUUGGUCACGCGUUACAAGUAUUACCCUCUGGACAACCUGUCAGUGCUGCGUCUGUUGUACGUGUACACUUCUCGUCCUGGCACCAUUAUCGGGAGCAGUGCCUUCCAUAAUUAUGACAGUUGUACUGUUUAAAUGACGAAAGCAGCAUCUGCUAACAGAAGUGUUACAGACAGACGACACUGCACACACACAAUCUGACUCUUCCCUGCAAACCUGUUCAGUUUGCAGACAGUUAAUGACUGGAUUGGUCAAACAACACAGCUGAUCUCCCGUCAGUGCUGGAGCUUUGGUUCAUGUACACUUCUCGUCCUGACAACCUUAUCGGAGGCAGUGCCCUCCAUAUUUCACUGUAGGGGUGGAUGUUUUUUUAUUAUCGGGAACAGUGUUUCCCAUAAUGUUUGUAUAUAUUGCUACACAAUGCACUUGUGGUCUGCAUCUUUUGAUCUUAUUUUUGCUGUAAUGUUUAUGUCCUUAGACUGCAGGGUGCAGCUUCUGCUCAAAGUGAUGUGUGAUGACUUUUCAUCAACCGCAGCGCUUAUAAAAAUGCUUCCCAUCUGUAAGUCAAGCAAACUGCACGUCUUUAAUCAGUUCUUGGUUUCUUUGCUUUUUGACAUUUUUAAUCACCUGUAGUUUGUGAAUGGAUGUGAUGUGGAAGGUCUUCAGCUUUACUUGACACAAACCUGUGUGUUGGGCCACUGCUCAGUCGUGUGGUUCAAUGCUUCCAAUUAAACAUGACCACUCUGCAGAUAUGAGAGAUACUCUUAAUGAUUGUGUCAUUUUGAAAGCCUUUUUUUGUUCUUUAACUGUUUUUGUUUGUUGUUCAGAUUUCCUUGUGCCUUUUUAUUUUUGGCUUCAUUAUUCAACAAAUUACUUAAAUGAGUUUUGGCUUGUUUAGUUUUGACAUUUCUGCGUUUUCUUAUUUUCCUGUUGACUAGAAUCAAAUGUUACUGGUGUUAACGCCUGUUAUGAUGCAAUACAUUUAGAUUGAAUACAAAGUGUUAUUGUGGAAAUAUUCUGAUGUCACGCCGCUAUAGAAAAACUGUUUAGUUCAGAUCUGCGGGGCAUUUCUUAUAUUGGCAAAAAAAUUACAAACCAAUUGAAAAUGCCUUUUUGUUCUGCCAAAUUUGUCUAUUUGGAGAGCAUUCAAAUUCUGAAAACCUGGAUGUGUUUGGAAAUUUGCAUUGUUUUCCCAUCACUGUAUACAAUUUUGCUUCAAUAAACAGUUGUCAUAACUGUC
This is a messenger RNA of Pleuronectes platessa (European plaice), 5545 nucleotides long. RefSeq names its product transferrin receptor 1a (gene tfr1a). The record is from RefSeq and is a predicted model, not a curated record. NCBI's taxonomy places the organism in Eukaryota, Metazoa, Chordata, Actinopteri, Pleuronectiformes, Pleuronectidae. Gene Ontology annotation, biological process: intracellular iron ion homeostasis; iron ion transport. The coding region runs from base 347 to 2671 and encodes 774 amino acids. The transcript has 18 exons. Gene Ontology annotation, cellular component: external side of plasma membrane.